Molecule: messenger RNA, 1368 nt
Organism: Naumovozyma castellii
Lineage: Eukaryota; Fungi; Ascomycota; Saccharomycetes; Saccharomycetales; Saccharomycetaceae
Gene: MMM1
Product: ERMES complex subunit MMM1
Exons: 1
Coding region: 1-1368 (455 amino acids)
Source: RefSeq, a predicted model, not a curated record
AUGAAAGAUACAACUCGAAAUCAACGAAUUGAAACUUCUGGAAACGCUACAAGUAGAGAAAAAAUAAGGAGCAUGGAUUAUGGAAAUUCUGCUCUCAACAAUGACGAGAUACCAUUUUUGGAUGAGUAUGUUAAUAAAACAUUACCGCUACACCUACAGAAACUGUUUCUUGAUAACCUCAAGAAGAAGAAUUUAAUACCGCACAACGUAUCUGAUACAAGCAGUUUCAUUUUGACACCAGAUAUUCUAAACUUACAGGGUUUUCCAUCAUUGCCUGGGAAUAUCGGAGCAGGUUCCUCGUCAUCGUCGAUAUCUUGGACAUUUGCCCAAGGUUUUAUAUUUGGUCAAAUUAGUGUGAUAAUAUUAUUUAUUAUUUUCAUAAAAUUCUUCUUCUUUUCUGAGGGUUCUUCCAAAUCUAAGAAUCCUCCGAUAGCACGAUCAUCUGAUACCUCAUCACUCUCUGAAAUCAACCUACUCUCUAUCUUAAAGAGAGGCAAAAAGGAUAGUGACACUGACUCAGAUGAUAUUUCAAAACCUGGAAACGCAGACAACUUAAGUGAUGAGCAAUCUCAAAUUAUAAACUCCAUUUUGGAAAAAACAUAUUACAAUACCUCUGCAGAUAAAUCUGAGUCCUUAGAUUGGUUCAAUGUAUUAGUAGCCCAAAUUAUUCAACAAUUCCGUAAUGAGAUUUGGCUAGAAAAGGAAACUGUAAUAAAAUCACUUAACAAUUUUUUGAAUGAAAAAGAUUUGGGGGAUCUUCUGGGCCCUAUCACAAUUACAGAGAUUGAUAUUGGGGAUUACUUCCCAAUAUUUUCUAAUUGUAGAAUUACUACAGUAUCCAAUUCUGUUGGUAAGAAAAAUUUACAAGCAAAAAUUGAUAUCGACAUGAACGACCGACUUGCGUUUGGUGUUGAAACCGAAUUAAUGCUGAAUUAUCCAAGAGCAGCAUUUGCUACUCUGCCUAUAAAACUUAAUGUUGCAAUCGUAAGAUUUCAAGGGUGUUUAAAUGUGUCCUUCACAACAGCCGAGGAUUUUAUAUCCAAGAGUUCCGAUACUAAAACGACAACAGAACCAAAUAAUGAGAAUGAUAAGAACGAAAGAGACGAUGAGAAUGGAUAUAAUCUCAUUUUUUCUUUUUCUCCUGAAUACCAGAUGGAAUUUAACAUAGAAUCAAUGAUUGGAUCUCGAGCAAAACUGGAAAAUAUACCCAAAAUCUCAUCACUCAUUGAAUAUCAAGUGAAAAAGUGGUUUGUUGAACGAUGUGUCGAACCAAGAUUCCAAUUUGUAAAAUUACCCAACAUUUGGCCAAGAAGUAAAAAUACAAGGGAAGAGAAGACAACCCCAACGGAUAAUUUGAAUAAAACUUGA